AAACCCAAACCCAAACCGAGACACAAAUCAAUCUCUCACUCUCUCUCUUUGAGAAUUGAGAUAGAAACCAAAACACCAAGCACAUGACUCGUCCCUUGAGAAUUUUAGGCGAGCGCAACUCGUCAACCACCGACAACGCCCCCUCCGUCGUCGACUCCGACUUCGUCGUCAUCCUCGCCGCCCUCAUCUGCGCUCUCAUCUGCGUUCUCGGACUGGUCGCUGUAGCUCGCUGCGCUUGUCUCCGCCGCCUCCGCCUCUCAUCCUCCUCCGCCGCCGCUACUCCCUCGCUUCCCGCAGCUGCCAACAAAGGUGUCAAGAAGAAGGUACUCAGCUCUCUCCCCAAGGUCACCGCCACAGUCGAGUCGGCUGGCAAGUUCUCCGACUGCGCGAUCUGCCUGGCGGAGUUCACAGCCGGAGAUGAGAUCCGAGUGCUGCCUCAGUGUGGCCAUGGCUUCCACGUGUCGUGUAUCGACGCGUGGCUGAGGUCGCAUUCAUCGUGUCCAUCGUGCCGUCAGAUUCUGGUGGUUCCGAGAUGCAACAAGUGCGGUGGUUUUCCAGCACCCGCGAGCUCGAGCACCACCGCCACCGCCUCUCAGCCACCGGAAUCGGAUUCCACAUUCAAGGUAAGCGGCGAUCAUGCCAAUAGGUUUUUACCUUAGCUUCAUCCUUUUCUCCAAUUUCUUUUUCCUAAUCAUGUUCAUAUUUAUGUGUAUUCUAUCUAUAAAAUUUAGUAAUUCAAUUCCGUGUGUAAUAGGCUAAUAGCACUGUAGGAUUAAUUACUUAGGAUUGUAAAUAGCAUCAUCAGCUGAAUUAUUAUUGCAUUUGUA
Messenger RNA from Arachis stenosperma, 827 nucleotides. RefSeq names its product RING-H2 finger protein ATL80-like. NCBI's taxonomy places the organism in Eukaryota, Viridiplantae, Streptophyta, Magnoliopsida, Fabales, Fabaceae. The record is from RefSeq and is a predicted model, not a curated record. The transcript has a single exon. The coding region runs from base 84 to 659 and encodes 191 amino acids.